GGGGGAGGUGUCAUAGGCACUUGGGGUUUGCCCUGUGACACAAUUACAAGUUUGUGCUACUGCUGGCGAAGUUUGUGAUUCUCCGAAAUCCUUCUGGCACCGCAAGCCUGCGCCUUUUCUGGUGUCUCCGCCUAUUCCGAGAUGGGAUCUGGUAGCAGAGGGCAGUAGCCCCUGCAUCUGCUGCUCUCGCCAUCACUUGGGAUUUAUUUGCCGCCAUCCGUGGUGGAGGAGGUGGGACCGAUAAAGUUAGUGUCCAGGUCUCAGGUGCUAGGGUGCCUUUCAGCUGUGCACUAAAGGUUGUUAAGUUUCGGAGUUAGGGUUUUAAAUUUGUUGCUUUUCCAUGAAAUCUUGCGGAGUGUCGCUUGCUAGUACCACCUCUUUCCGGGAUGACGGAAAGAAAAUGGCGGCAGGAAAAGAGAGCAGCGAGUGCAAGGACGGAUCAGUAAGCUUGACAGACGAAGAGAAGCAGCUCCUGGGCGGAUUGGACAGCCGGCUCUUUGGGUUCAUCAGACUCCACGAAGAUGGCGCCAGGACGAAGACCCUUUUGAGCAAGGCUGUUCGCUACUACGAAUCUUUAAUCUUAAAAGCUGAAGGAAAAGUGGAGUCUGAUUUCUUUUGUCAAUUAGGUCACUUCAACCUCUUGUUGGAAGAUUAUCCAAAAGCAUUAUCUGCAUAUCAGAGAUACCACAAUUUGCAGUCUGACUACUGGAAGAAUGCUACGUUUUUAUAUGGCCUUGGUUUGGUUUACUUCUACUACAAUGCAUUUCAUUGGGCAAUUAAAGCAUUUCAGGAGGUGCUUUAUGUUGAUCCCAGCUUUUGUCGAGCAAAGGAAAUUCAUUUACGACUUGGGCUUAUGUUCAAAGUGAACACAGACUAUGAAUCUAGUUUAAAGCAUUUUCGGUUAGCCUUGAUUGACUGUAAUCCUUGCACUUUGUCCAGUGUUGAAAUUCAGUUUCAUAUUGCCCACUUGUAUGAAACUCAACAGAAGUAUCAUUUUGCAAAAGAAGCCUAUGAACAACUUUUACAAACAGAAAACCUACCUGCACAAGUAAAAGCAACUGUUUUGCAACAGUUAGGAUGGAUGCAUCAUAAUGUGGAUCUACUGGGAGACAAAGCCACCAAGGAAAGCUAUGCAAUUCAGUAUCUCCAAAAGUCAUUGGAGGCAGAUCCUAAUUCUGGCCUGUCUUGGUAUUUCCUUGGGAGGUGCUAUUCAAGUAUUGGGAAAGUUCAGGAUGCUUUUAUAUCUUAUAGGCAAUCUAUUGAUAAAUCAGAAGCAAGUGCAGAUACGUGGUGUUCAAUAGGUGUGCUCUAUCAGCAGCAAAACCAGCCAAUGGAUGCUUUACAGGCAUAUAUUUGUGCUGUACAAUUAGAUCAUGGUCAUGCUGCAGCCUGGAUGGACCUAGGCACUCUAUAUGAAUCCUGCAAUCAACCUCAGGAUGCCAUUAAAUGCUACUUAAAUGCAACUAGAGGCAAAAAUUGUAGUAAUACCUCUUCACUUGCAGGAAGAAUUAAGUUUUUACAGGCUCAGUUGUGUAACCUUCCACAAGGUAGUCUACAGAAUAAAACUAAAUUACUUCCUAGUAUUGAGGAGGCAUGGAGCCUACCAAUACCUGCAGAGCUUACUUCCAGGCAGGGUGCCAUGAACACAACACAGCAGGCUUCUAAAGCUCAUCAUCCCAAAACUGAACCUGUAUUAGGCCUCAGUCAAACACCAAUGUUACAGCAAUCCUUGCCAGUACACAUGAUUCAUUCUAGCCAAGUAGAUGGAUUGUCCAGCCCUGCCGAGAGGAAAAGAACAUCUAGUCCGACAAAGCAUUUGGAACAGCUACGUGCAAAUAAAGACCAUUUAAAUCCAGCACAGAAACUGAUGCUAGAACAGUUGGAAAGUCAGUUUGUCUUAAUGCAACAAAUGAGACAAACAGGACAAACUACUGGAAUUCCUAAUGGGCCAACAGCUGAUUCAUCACUGCCUACAAACCCUAUCUCUAGCCAGCAAUCAUAUUCUCCUGUCCCCAAAGUAUCUAGUGUGUUUCAGCUUGAAAUUUGCUCGGCUUGUUUUGAAAAACCUUUGUCCAGUGGACCUUUUUCUUCAGGCUAUGCUUUUUGCAGCACAGCAAAAACACUAGGGAAUACAGAUACUAUUUUGGUAGGCAAUAAUUAUGUAACAGGAAGUGGAAGUAAUGGAAAUGUGCCUUACCUACAGCAAAACACACUCACUUAUCCUCAUAACUGCACAAAUCUGACCAGCAGCGCAGAAGAGCCAUGGAGAAAACAGCUAUCUAACUCCACUCAGGUGUUUCACAAAGGUCAGAGUUCACAUAUGUCAGGAUCUAAUGAUGAACAACCUCCAUUUUCCACUGGGCCUGCCCAGUACCUCCAAGCAGCUAGUGUGGGCAUUCAAAAACAGACUGGACAUCGAACUCUUCCUAGCAAUUUAGUAACACAGGGAGCUGCUCUGAAUCACAUCUCCUCUCAUAUUGCUACCUCAGGUGGACAGCAAGGCAUAAAUUUAACCAAAGAGAGCAAACCUUCAGGAAAUAGAUCUUUGGUGCCUGAAAUAAGCCGGCAUGCUGGAGACACACCUAAUGGCUGUGUUAUUGCCAAGGGACUUUCUAACCAUGUUCAGCAACUGAUAGCAGAACCUGUUUGCAGUCCUAACCACGGAGACUGUACCUCACCAGAUUUACUAAUAUCAGACAGUCCUCAGAUCUCUGCCACAGUGAUUGGAAAAGUUAGUGAGAAAACCAGUAAUAAUCACCCACCUGUUCAUACAAAGACUGAUAAUUCUGUUACCUCUUCACACUCUUCUAUGAUUUCCACCACUACAUCUUCUACAAAAUCCACUGCACAGACAGUUACACACAGUGUUAUCGGCCUUAACAGUCCUCAAAAUAACGUACACAAAGUUAAUAGAGAAGAACUAGAGAAUUUACAGAGCUCUACAAAAACAAAUCUGCCUAUAAUUAGCCUCAAGUCUGGUCCUCAGAUUAUACCAUCAAUGUCUGUGUCCAUAUAUUCAAGUUCUACAGAAGUCCUGAAGGCAUGCAGAAAUUUAGGCAAAAAUGGCUUGUCUAAUAGUCGCAUUUUUUUUGAGAAAUGUCCGCCUCCAAGACCACCAACUUCACCAUAUCCUCCUUUGCCAAAGGAUAAAUUGAAUCCACCUACACCUAGUAUUUAUUUGGAAAAUAAACGUGAUGCUUUCUUUCCUCCAUUACAUCAGUUUUGUACAAAUCCCAAAAACCCUGUUACAGUUAUACGCGGCCUUGCUGGAGCUCUUAAAUUAGACCUUGGACUUUUCUCUACCAAAACUUUGGUGGAAGCUAACAAUGAACAUGUGGUAGAGGUAAGGACACAAUUGUUGCAACCAGCUGAUGAAAACUGGGAUCCCACUGGAACGAAGAAAAUCUGGCGUUGUGAAAGUAAUAGAUCUCAUACUACAAUUGCUAAAUAUGCACAGUACCAGGCUUCCUCCUUCCAGGAAUCAUUGAGAGAAGAAAAUGAGAAAAGAAUGCAACAUAAAGAAUGUUCAGAUAAUGAAUCCACAUCUUCAGAUUUUUCUGGAAAGCGAAGGAAAGGACCUUUUAAAACCAUAAAGUUUGGCACUAACAUUGACCUCUCUGAUGACAAAAAGUGGAAGUUGCAGCUACAUGAGCUGACUAAACUUCCUGCUUUUGUUCGGGUUGUAUCAGCGGGAAAUCUUCUAAGCCACCUUGGUCAUACCAUUCUGGGCAUGAACACAGUUCAACUAUACAUGAAAGUUCCAGGGAGUCGAACACCAGGUCAUCAAGAAAAUAACAACUUCUGUUCUGUUAACAUAAAUAUUGGCCCAGGUGAUUGUGAAUGGUUUGUCGUUCCUGAAGAUUACUGGGGUGUUCUGAAUGACUUCUGUGAAAAAAAUAAUUUGAAUUUUCUCAUGAGUUCUUGGUGGCCCAACCUUGAAGAGCUUUAUGAAGCAAAUGUUCCUGUAUAUAGGUUUAUUCAAAGACCUGGUGAUUUGGUCUGGAUAAAUGCAGGCACUGUGCACUGGGUUCAAGCUGUUGGCUGGUGCAACAACAUUGCUUGGAAUGUUGGUCCACUUACAGCCUGCCAGUAUAAAUUGGCAGUGGAACGAUAUGAAUGGAACAAAUUGCAAAAUGUGAAGUCAUUAGUACCUAUGGUUCAUCUUUCUUGGAAUAUGGCUCGGAAUAUUAAAGUCUCUGAUCCCAGGCUUUUUGAAAUGAUUAAGUAUUGCCUUUUGAAAAUCCUAAAGCAAUGUCAGACACUGAGGGAAGCUCUCAUUGCUGCAGGAAAAGAGAUUAUAUGGCAUGGGCGGACAAAUGAUGAACCAGCACAUUACUGCAACAUUUGUGAGGUGGAAGUUUUUGAUCUGCUUUUUGUUACAAAUGAAAGCAAUUCUCAAAAGACAUACAUAGUACAUUGCCAAGACUGUGCACGAAAAACAAGUGGAAAUUUGGAUAAUUUUGUGGUGCUAGAACAGUACAAAAUGGAGGACCUAAUUCAAGUCUAUGAACAAUUUACAUUAGCUCCUUCGAUAUCAUCCUCCUCCUCUUGAUAUUGCCCCAAGAAUAUUAAAUGAUGCCUUUUCUGCUCUUCAGGAAAGUUUUGCACCACUGGGUUUUGUAACUGUUUAAUAAGACUGCUGACUAAAAGCUAUUUCUAUGCAACUUUUCAAGAACAGAGUGUCAACCAACUUCACAUAGGAGAGCACUGCCUCUACUUAACAUUCUCAACAAAGCAGAUCCAGUGUACUUAAUAAAAAUAAACAUAUUUCAUGAUAUCUGUCAAAACUGGCAAUUUUUAAUACACUACUGACUUGAAGACACUUUUUUUUACAUUUCUCUAUUUCUGGACUGAUAAGUUUGUUUUCAUCUAUAUUUUACCCUUUCAAGAAUUUUCCUGGGGGAAAAUACUGUCCUAACUAGUCAUUGUUAGUUAGGAUAACUAAUUUAAAUCUUUGCUCAAAUUUUUUUUAAAGUGAAAAGCUAGACAGAAAAACUUUUUUACUGAUUUUUGUUUUUCUGUAUUGUUUUGAGGCCACAGCACUUUUGGUUGCAAAGUAAAUUUUUUAAAAUUUCAUAGCAUAGUAGUCAACACACAAAGGUAAUGGAUUGCACAUGAAUUAAGGAAUAAACUCCAGAUUUGUGAUUUUUGUUAUUAAUCUUGAUACAGAUUCACACUAUUUAUGAAAACUUAUUUAUUGCUUAAAACUAUAUGUGAAUGGAAUGUUGCUUAUUUUUUUUAGAUUUACCUGCCAUUAAAUAUAAAGGAGUUCUGUCAUUUUAGACACUACUCCUUUUACAUUUUCUAUGUGUAAAUAAAACAACUUUGCAUUGUACAGAAAUGUCUAUUAAAAUUGUUUAAUGUUUCAAGUGUUUUCCAAUAUUUGAGUUUUAGAAAAACUUCUGUAAAGACUCAGUUUCUGUUCAAUUUUAAAUCUGAUUUUAUAUAUUUAUAUAUAGAAAGAUACACAUGUAUAACAUAAAAUAUAUAAUUGUAUAAAGACAAAACUUAAAAUUUUUCUGAUCUCUGGUAGUUUUUGAGGUAACUGCUGCAAAACUACUAUUGCAAAACAUUGCUUACAAAAUUACGUUUAUUUUUAAAGUAUAUGUCCUUUAGUCUUAAGUCACACUUAUUGCAGUAACAGCCAGUAAAUAAUUGCUAGCAAAAUGUGUCUUAGAAAAUAGUGAGUGAGAGUAAGAAAACAUAGAUUUGCUAAUUUUGCUAUGGAAAAAGUGUAGAAUGAUAGCCUUCACUUUAAAGAAUAAAUAUAUUAAGUGACUUUUUUUUUUUUUAAUUUUUAGAUGACUCUGAAAUUCCAGCCUUUUCUGCUUAUACAACAGGGAAGGGAAAAAAUAUUCAAAUUGUGUAUCACUAAAUCAGUGAAUUUUAAUAAAUUCUUAAGGCUUUUAUUUCACAUGAACAAAUUACUUUUAACUAAUCAUAGUAUCUUCUUUCUGAAGUAUUUAUAAUAACACUUCCACUUUCUGAACAGUUUACCUUGUAUUCUCAUUUUAUAACAUGGUUCAUUCUAUGAAUCUUCCAGGGACUUUUGGUAGAGUCAUAUAAAUUAUCUUAUCCAAGCAUCAAAAAAAGAAUUUAUAAUUUCAUGUAGUGAAAUGCCUUGAUGAUUCUGUUAAUGAAGUACCCUUUUCAGGCACACUUUGAGUAUUCUCUCUCCCUAUAAGUAUUGAGUUGGCCAAAAAUUGUCUUGUCUUUUCCAUACAGUGGCUCUGGUAGCACUUAGUUGUCUUUAAUAACUUCAUUUGAAACAAUUGUG
Molecule: messenger RNA, 6277 nt
Organism: Phyllostomus discolor (pale spear-nosed bat)
Lineage: Eukaryota; Metazoa; Chordata; Mammalia; Chiroptera; Phyllostomidae
Product: lysine-specific demethylase 6A-like
Exons: 29
Coding region: 341-4552 (1403 amino acids)
Biological process (GO): regulation of gene expression; heart development
Cellular component (GO): MLL3/4 complex
Molecular function (GO): chromatin DNA binding; RNA polymerase II cis-regulatory region sequence-specific DNA binding; protein binding
Source: RefSeq, a predicted model, not a curated record